Molecule: messenger RNA, 1295 nt
Organism: Suillus fuscotomentosus
Lineage: Eukaryota; Fungi; Basidiomycota; Agaricomycetes; Boletales; Suillaceae
Product: WD40-repeat-containing domain protein
Exons: 2
Coding region: 101-1198 (365 amino acids)
Molecular function (GO): protein binding
Source: RefSeq, a predicted model, not a curated record
AUCAGCACCUUCGAACGACUUAGGUAUCCUAUCAGGCCACAGGAUACGAGAAAGCCUCCUCAACGCUCUUUCGAAUACUUCUUACCCAUAUUACUUCACUAUGCUCUCUGGCAGACCGGCUUCGAGAUCCUCAUGGCCCGUUGUGCCAGUAAAUGAAUCGACUCUAACACCCGUGUUGACCUUAAGGGGCCACAAAUACAUUACUACUCGAUCCAUAUCCUACUUUCCGGACGGGAAGCGGAUAAUCAGCGGGUCAUGCGAUAGGACCAUCUGUGAAUGGAACAUAGAAGCGGGCAAGGAAAUCAAGAAGGCGCGGGAUGUUUGUAAGCAAGAGGUACAUGCUGUGGGGGUAUCAAGGGACGGUCGAUGGGUUGUCUCUGCAGGUGGGGAUUACAGCGGGGAACUCAAAGUCCGUGAGGUUGAGACGGGAACCGUGAGAACAUUCGAACUGACAAGUGGUAUUAACUGCAUCGAUAUCUCUGGGGACAGCACACUACUAGCGAGUGGGUCAUUGGAUGGUACAACACGGAUAUGGAGCUUGGAAACAUGCAAUCUCGUAGCUGGUCCAUUUAAAAGUAUCAACUGGGUGGACGCAAUCCGAUUCUCGCAAGACUCAAAAAAGCUCGCACUCAAGUCAAAUGGGGGGAGCCGCCUCGAAGUGUGGGAUGUCCAAUCACAGAGAUUGGUUGUUUACAGAGAAGGUGACUGGGGUUUGGGAGGUGUGCCAGUGUUUUGGACUACCAAAGACACAGCCAUCGUAACCGCAUUCAGCUUUGAAGUUGCCCAAUUUCAAGUCAAGACGAUCUAUGAAUUUGACGUGUCUACACUGGAGAACACCGGGGCCCCUUUUGAAGGACACACCCAAACCAUCACCAGUAUAGCACUUUCACUCGAUCAUGCUCUCCUCGCCAGUGCUGCUCAGGACAACACCAUCAAGCUUUGGGCCUUUGAGUCCCGCCAGCUCCUCGCCUCAUUUGAUAGUUGUUCUACCAUCUGCCACCUUCUUUUCUCGCCCGACUCGCGCCAAUUAGUUUACACCACUGCGUCACUGUUUGGCAACAACAUUUACUUAUGCAAUACUCCCCCUGAGAUCCUCGCUAACAUCCAGCCAGUACCACAAGAUAGAACUGUUUCUUCUAGAAACCUAUUCCUCGCUGAUGUACUCAUCCCUUACUUCUCAUUUAUACCACUCUAUUAAUCCCCUUUUUGCAGUCUGGCACGCUCUCUCACGCCGUGAAUCGAUCUAGCGAGGCCCUACCAGAUGCGCAAGAGCGCCUCCCUCUCUACUCUCUACC